Messenger RNA from Solea senegalensis (Senegalese sole), 2499 nucleotides. Its product is annotated as targeting protein for Xklp2-B-like. The coding region runs from base 120 to 2339 and encodes 739 amino acids. The record is from RefSeq and is a predicted model, not a curated record. Gene Ontology annotation, cellular component: spindle; microtubule. The transcript has 17 exons. NCBI's taxonomy places the organism in Eukaryota, Metazoa, Chordata, Actinopteri, Pleuronectiformes, Soleidae. Gene Ontology annotation, biological process: activation of protein kinase activity; regulation of mitotic spindle organization.
GUUAUUGGUUGGUUCAAAAGUGUGAGGCCGCGCGACGUCUCUGCAGUUUGUCCUCGUUUGUCUGUGAAUACACAGCGUCGGUUCGCUGUGUCUGUCAUAAUAGGAAUAUUGUGAGAAAAAUGGCCGACAACGUCUCUGGUGGCGCCGCUGAAUCCUACGAAUUUGAUGCUCCGUCUCAUGUCAUCGACUUAAAAGAGCUGGAGAAUAAUGAGAGUGAUGAUCAGUGGUUUGAACAACAGGGUGGGGGAGCAGAUGGUCACCUUUGUACACCUUCCAGACCCGACUGGCCCUUUAUGAGAAGUAAUAUUCCCAAUGUGCCCAAGGCUAUUGUCAGUCCUCACGUCAAGACAGACGUGGACAAUGUGCCUGGCACGUCCACUUAUCCACCUCCAAAUAUUGUCACAUCUUGGGGAACUGGAACUACUGUGUCUCAGACCAAUGCUCAACCAAGGAGGAGGACAGCAGCAGCAGCGGCAAAUCAACCUCCUGCCCAACCACGCAGGGUUUCAAAACGUAAGGGGGCAACUGGUAGUUCAGCCCCACCACCAACCGCAGCUCCACCCUCAAAGAAACACAAAAAGAGUCCUGUUGCUCGUCCAGCUCAAAAAGCCAGCAGCGUCCUCCGCAGAAGUGUACAGCCGAAUUCCAGGGCUGGACUUCGCAGAAGUGCACAAUUGAGUUCCAGGACUGCACCCAAGCCCAGGGCGGCAGCUUCCAAUACUGCACACACAGAGCCAUGUAGCUCUGAAGAACAGGAGCUGGAGCGCAUCAGGAACCUCCAGAAAGAAGUGGCUCUGCACCGCAAGAAGAACGAGGCGAGCUACAAAGCUGCUCUGGCUGGAAAUCCACCACCAAAGAAGACUGUCCUGUCUACAACUGUGCCUAAAGAGUUCCACUUCAACACGGACACGCGUGUGAAGACGACCACUUCAUCCAGCAGUGCACAGAGAGAAGUGGACUUUAUGAGUCAGCUUCGUAAACCUUCGUCCCCUGUGAAGGCAAUGAAAGGUGCCACGGUACCAAAACCCUUCAAUCUGUCGAGAGGCAACAAGAGAGAGGUGGAUGGAACAGGAGCUUAUGUGUCCAUGGCUGAGAAGAUAGCCCAGUUCCAGACGAGAACUCCUGAGCGCUACCAUCUGCGCAGCCGUCAGAAUCAAGAGAGAGGACCAUCUCCAGUAAAAGGUGGCCACCUGAAGCUCACUGAGCCUCACACCCCUCACCUGAUGACCCGCCAGAGGUUUCGCCCGCCGACUGUUAAGAGCAGUGCUGAACUGGAGGCUGAGGAGGUGGACAAACUUCACAAGUUUAAAUUCAAGGCCCUGGAGCUGAACAAGAAAAUCCUGGAGCGUGCAGAGGAGCUGAAGAAGCCGGCAGUGAAGGAACCCACGGUGCCUGAAGGCUUUGAGCUGCAGAUUGAAAAAAGGCUGCAGGGGAGACAGAAGCCCCAGGAAGAGAAGCCACACACCUUUAAAUCUCAACCUCUGCCCAAGAAGAUCCUGGAAGGAGUCGUGGGAAUACCAGAAAAGAGAGUUCUCAAUCCAACUGUUCCAGAGUCUCCAGCUUUUGCUCUGAAGAACAGGGUUCGUGUGGAGCGUAAGGCCGAGGAAGUCAAACAGCCGUCACCAAUCAAGGCUCCUCCGGUGCCUCACUUCGGCCUCCCCUUCCAGCCGCGGCUUCCAGAGAGCCACCAUGUGGAGGUGUGUCCUUUCUCCUUUGAGAAGAGGGAACUAGAGAGGAGGGCACUGAAAGAGAAGAAGCUGGAGGAGCUGCGAAAUGAAGAGGUUCCUCAGUUCAAAGCUCAGCUGCUGCCAAACUUUGACACUGUGCUGCUCCCUGAAAAGAAGAAGCUGGAGCCCACAAAGCCUGAGCCCUUCAGACUGAUCGCGGAUGAACGUGGUGCUGUGAAGAGCAGUCAAAGGGAACAGAUGCUGAAAGAAGAACAGAAACAACUCGAGGAAGCAGCAACGUUCAGAGCCAGGCCUAACACAGUCACUCAUAAAGAGCCUUUCCAGCCCAAAAAGGGGGAGCGGGCUGCAGUAGACCUCUCUAACUCUUCCACAGCGGUAGAGGCCUUUGAGCUGUCGACAGAGCGGCGUGCUCGGGAGCGACAGGAGUAUGAAAAAUUGGCCAGCGAGAAGGACGCUCUCAGGGCGCUAAUGGAGGAGCAGCAGAGGCAAGAGGAGGAGGAGCGAGAAAAAGAGGAGGUCGCCAGGCUGCGACACGAACAGGUUCAUAAAGCUCAGCCCAUCAGACACUACAGACCUGUAGCAGUGAAGAAGAGUGAAGUUCCUCUCACUGUCCCACACUCUCCAAACUUUUCAGAUCGCUUCCGCCUGUGAUUAAAUAAGCCAUGUUUUUAUGUCAGAUGCUGAUCACAUGACGUUCACGUGUAAAUAGAUGUGUAUAUGUGAAAUUGCUGCAGCUCCAUUUCCUUUGAGCUUUACAUUUUAACAAAGCGCAGUUACACAAACUCUUUAAUUAAAGAUUUUUUUAACAUCA